AUGACAGCUACUCUACCGCUUGAGAUCAUGGCCGAUGGAGAGGACUAUGAACUGAGGAAUUGUGUGGUGUGUGGAGACCGAGCCACGGGCUAUCAUUUUCAUGCCAUGACCUGUGAAGGCUGCAAGGGCUUUUUCAGACGAACAGUGAGCAAAACCAUUGGUCCCAUCUGUCCAUUUGCUGGAAGCUGUGAGGUCAGCAAGGCCCAGAGACGCCACUGUCCAGCCUGCAGGUUACGGAAGUGUCUAAAUGCUGGCAUGAGGAAAGACAUGAUACUGUCAGCAGAAGCUCUGGCACUGCGGCGAGCCAGGCAGGCACAGAGGCGGGCACAGAAUGCAUCGCUGCAGCUGAGUCAGGAGCAAAAAGAGCUAAUCCAGACCCUACUGGGGGCCCACACCCGCCAUGUGGGCCCCAUGUUUGACCAGCUGGUGCAAUUCAAGCCUCCAGCUUACCUGUUCAUCCAUCACCGUGCUUUCCCACCUCUGGUCCCCGCAUUGCCUCUGCUCACACACUUUGCAGAUAUCAAUACUUUCAUGGUGCAGCAGAUUAUCAAGUUCACCAAGGAGCUGCCCCUCUUCCGGUCUCUCUCCAUGGAGGACCAGAUCUCCCUCCUCAAGGGAGCGGCUGUAGAAAUACUGCAUAUCUCACUCAACACCACUUUCUGUCUUGAAACACAGACUUUCUGCUGUGGGCCUCUUUGCUAUAAAAUGGAAGACGCAGCCCUUGUAGGGUUCCGGCACGAGUUUUUGGAGUCGAUCAUUCGCUUCCAUACAACACUGAAACGACUGCGGCUCCAGGAGUCUGAGUACGUGCUCAUGGUUGCCAUGGCUCUCUUCUCUCCUGACAGGCCCGGAGUUACCCGGAGGAGAGAGAUUGAUGAGCUGCAAGAGGCGGUGGCCCUGAUUUUGUAUAACCACAUUCUAGGGCAACAGCCAAGGUUCCAGAGGCGGUUUCUGUAUGCAAAGCUGCUGGGUCUGUUGGCUGAGCUCCGAAGUAUAAACAACGCAUACUCAUACGAAGUCCAGCGCAUCCAGGGACUGUCUGCUAUGAUGCCGCUGCUUGGGGAGAUAUGCAGCUGAGGCCCAGGCUUGCACCCUUCCCCAG
This is a messenger RNA of Acomys russatus (golden spiny mouse), 1102 nucleotides long. RefSeq names its product nuclear receptor subfamily 1 group I member 3 (gene Nr1i3). The coding region runs from base 1 to 1077 and encodes 358 amino acids. The record is from RefSeq and is a predicted model, not a curated record. The transcript is spliced from 8 exons. Lineage: Eukaryota; Metazoa; Chordata; Mammalia; Rodentia; Muridae. Gene Ontology annotation, molecular function: RNA polymerase II cis-regulatory region sequence-specific DNA binding; nuclear receptor activity; zinc ion binding. Gene Ontology annotation, biological process: cell differentiation; negative regulation of transcription by RNA polymerase II; positive regulation of transcription by RNA polymerase II.